UAUUGUAUUUUUACGAGAUCCUUAACCUAAUAUAAUCUAAUUCUAACCUGUCAUAGGUGAUUUUUCGUAGCCACUAGAGUAAAUAAUAGAAUAUGUCAUUGAACUUCUUAUUCGCAUGAAACACGAUUCGAUAAAGUCGCGAUAUGUCUAUCAAGCUUUUUCGCCGUCUCGUCAACGAUCUUUUAAUUCCGAGGAAUCAACAUGUUCGUCAUGGUCAUCGAUUACGUGGGAAACCACCGACGAUGGCCCGUACUUUGGAGCAACGUCUCGAGGAAAUCCGACUCAGUCAAGAGGAUCCGACAUUGGAUUUCAAGGUGAACAUCGGCUUCCCCGUAUCUAAAGUCACCAGACGAAUGAUAACGAAUGCCUGGUCGAGCGAGAUCAUCGCGGUUAGAAGAAAUCCUGAACUAGAAAAAGCCUCGCGUACCAGGCGACUGUUGAUAGAUCUACAAAAAGCGCGACAGGACUGGCUACAAACCGAUGGUCCCUUUCAUAUUCAUAGAUUAGCGGAACACUACGGUAUCUACAAACAUCUGUACGGAGAUGGUUACUUCAUGCCGAUUAUUCCGUUAAACAUAAGCUACGAGCUGGAAAAUGAUAAAUUGGCAAGAGUUUACAAUGGUAACGUGAUCAAGCCGAGUGAAGCUUCCAAUGCACCUAACAUUGAGUACAAUGCAGAGGAUGGAUCAUUGUGGACUCUGAUAAUGACUACACCGGAUGGCAAUUUGACGAACGUAGACAAUGAAUAUUGUCAUUGGUUUAUUGGCAACAUUCCUGGGAAUCGUGUGAAAGAAGGAGAAGAAUUGAUAGAUUAUCUGAGACCAAUAGCACCAUACGGAAUUGGAUACUGUAGAUAUAUCUUUGUAUUAUACAAACAAGACUGUCACAUAGAUUUCUCAGAAUAUAAAAGAACAAAGCCCUGUUUAAAUCUGGAAGAACGCAAUUGGAAAACACUGGAAUUUUAUAGAAAACAUCAGGAUCAAAUGACGCCUGCUGGUUUAGUAUUUUUCCAAUCAGAUUGGGACUCCUCCCUCAAAGAAUUCUAUUACAACACAUUAAAAACGAAAUUGCCAAUAUUUCAGUAUGAUUUUCCUAAACCAUACAUUAAAAAACAGGUAUGGUUUCCCUUAAAAGAACCUUUCAAUCUCUAUUUGGACAAAUAUCGUGAUCCCAAGAAGAUAAGGAAGGAGUUUUUAUUAAGAAAGUUGAAGAAAGUUCAUCCUUUUGAUGGGUCAGAGCCACCACUGAAAUUCCCAUUGGCUCAUCGCUCCGAUAAAUACAGGCCUUCCUGGUUGAGAUUCGAAAUAACAAAGAAGGAGAGGGGACAAGGUCGUAUUAAUGAUAUCAGGGAAUACUAGAUUGAUAUAAAAAGAUCUGGCACGAUAAGCUAUUCCAGUUUCACAUGUGUUUCUAUAAUUUGCCUGCUACGGAGUUUGAUGUCUGCCCGCGUCGGAAUGGUGAUGUCGACUGUCUCAUGUUCAACCAAUAGUCCUGUAAAAUGUGAUUUGUAUAAAGUCCAUCAAUAAGAGAUUAUUGGUAUGUUAGACAAAAAUGUGUAAAAUAUAUAAUAAUAAUAAUAAUAAUAUUUACCA
Messenger RNA from Formica exsecta, 1592 nucleotides. It is a transcript of the gene mRpL38, whose product is annotated as 39S ribosomal protein L38, mitochondrial. The transcript is spliced from 2 exons. Gene Ontology annotation, cellular component: mitochondrial large ribosomal subunit. The coding region runs from base 144 to 1358 and encodes 404 amino acids. Lineage: Eukaryota; Metazoa; Arthropoda; Insecta; Hymenoptera; Formicidae. The record is from RefSeq and is a predicted model, not a curated record.